Zerene cesonia (dogface butterfly) is the source of this 1038-nucleotide messenger RNA. RefSeq names its product COP9 signalosome complex subunit 7b (gene CSN7). Gene Ontology annotation, cellular component: COP9 signalosome. Bases 157 to 978 code for a protein of 273 amino acids. Gene Ontology annotation, biological process: COP9 signalosome assembly. The record is from RefSeq and is a predicted model, not a curated record. Lineage: Eukaryota; Metazoa; Arthropoda; Insecta; Lepidoptera; Pieridae. The transcript is spliced from 4 exons.
UUUGACAUUACUGUCAAAAUGUCAUUAACAGAAAACAUUUUGUGAAGAUAAUAAAUUGUUAAUAAUUAUUGUCAACAUCUUUAAUAUUUUCCAUUAUUUUAAAUUGCAUCAAUUGUAUUAUUGAGAUUCGUUCUAUACUAUAAUCACGCAAUCACUAUGAACCCUAUGUCGAUGGAUAGGGACGAGCCAUCUUCUCUUCUAUCAGUAGCAACAAAUCACCCUCUAGAACAAUUUGUACUACUAGCAAAAGGCGCUAAAGGAUCAGGAUGCGCAGAAUUAAUCAAACAAGUGCUCGAAGCACCAGGGGUACAUGUAUUUGGGGAGUUAUUAGAAAUGCCAAAUAUAAAAGAGCUUGAAACUGGACCCUACGCUAAGCAUUUGAAAACACUCAACUUAUUUGCAUACGGUACUUAUAAGGACUACCUUGAAAAUAAAUCGGAAUACUUGGAGCUAACUCCCGCACAGUGCAAGAAGCUGCAACAUCUCACAAUCGCCACUUUAGCUACGCAAGAAAAAUGUAUCCCAUAUAGUGUACUGCUUAAAGAAUUGGACAUCAAAAAUGUUAGGGAUUUAGAGGAUUUAAUUAUAGAAGCAAUAUAUGCAGAUAUAAUUCACGGCAAACUCGACCAAGAGUGCAAACGUGUGGAAGUAGAUGUGGCCCUCGGACGUGACGCGAGGCAAGAGGAUGCCGCGGCGAUCGCCGAUGUGCUAGCCGACUGGUGCAACGCUUGCGAAGCCGUUCUCAUAUCGGUCGACAGGCAUAUUGUGAGAGCCAACAAUCAUAAGCAGAGGGCUAUAAGACACCAGCAAGGGAUAGACCAGGAGAUAAUGUACAUAAAGAAAACACUCAAAACACAAGCUGAGAAUGACGAAUCGGCUCCCGGUGGCGGCAGCGAGUCCCACUCUGCGCCAAAGAAGAACUCUGGUAAAGGGAAAACACCGCGCAAUUCGGCGAAGUUCUGGCAGAAAACCACAUAACGUUCAUAACAUGUAUAUAAUAUAACUUGUGAUAUAAUAAAAACUUAAGUACUGAUUGCA